AUGCUAUUCGUUCGGGAGACUCAUCACCCGAAUCGCGUCGGGGAAUACGGGCCGGACCUGGGUGCCGCGUCGACUUCGAGCAGUUCGGACCCAUCAAUCACUACCACGCGCUCGACCGCCAAUUUGGUGGUACUCGGCUGGCAGCAUUUUGUCGGGUUAUACCGAUCGAUGCAAGAGGUGCUGUUCCGAAAGAGACGUGGCUGGAUCCGGUUCUGCGUCAUCACCUCCCUGGCCCUAUCUGCUGUCGAGCUGAUUGUUCUUAGU
This is a messenger RNA of Mesorhabditis spiculigera, 264 nucleotides long. NCBI's taxonomy places the organism in Eukaryota, Metazoa, Nematoda, Chromadorea, Rhabditida, Rhabditidae. The record is from the annotation of a GenBank genome assembly.